ACAAACAAAAAACAAAACCAGCCGAGCGAAACAACAACCACCAAAAACAGUCAACAGCACCAUGUCGUCGAUUUUGCUACUGGUUUGUUUCCUAAUUUCUGGAAUCAAUGCUCUUGGUGAACCAAUACAAGUAGAUCCAAGUUCAGAUGAAGCCCUUGAUAUUGCUUCUUUUGCCCAAGACGAAUUAAAUCGACGCAGUAGUAGUAACUCGUUGUACAAAACCAAAGUCGUGGAAGUGAAGAAUGUCCAGAAAAAGCUUGUUUCUGGAAUUCUUUAUGAUUUUGAUGUAUUGACGGCUGUCACGCUCUGCUCAAUAAAUGAUGCCACCAAACCAGAAGAAUGCGAAAUCAAUCCAAGAGGGAUGAAAGAAAUUUGCAGUGUGACAGUGUGGGUGAAGCCAUGGCUAAAUUUCAGAGAAAUUCAACCGGGUUUGAAGUGUACCCCUGCUCCAGCUGAUGUCACCCCUUCCCAGGAUGACGACAAACCUCUGAAUCUUGUCCAUGUACCGCUUAUGAAGGACACUAAAGAAGACAAAGUUGAUCUGUCUUACAUGGAUGCCUUCAAGAAAUGGCUUCAGAAAUACAACAAAGAUUAUGCAACAGAGCCUGAUUUGGUGAGAUACCGUUACAAGAUUUUUGCAGAUAACAUGAAAACGAUCGAAGAAUAUCAGAAAAAUGAGCAAGGAACAGCAGUUUAUGGUCCAACUAAGUUUGCUGACUUGACGACUGAUGAAUUUAAGAAGUACCUAGGCCUGUCAGGUCCAAUGAAGCCGUCAGGGAAGCCAAUGAAACAAGCCACGAUCCCAAACAUCCAGGAACCAGAUGCUUUUGAUUGGCGUGAUCAUAAUGCUGUCAGUGAGGUCAAAGAUCAAGGCAUGUGUGGAUCUUGCUGGGCAUUCUCAACGACUGGUAACAUAGAGGGCCAGUGGGCCAUCAAGAAAAAUAAGCUCAUCUCACUGUCUGAACAAGAACUUGUUGACUGUGACAAGAUCGAUGAGGGAUGCGAUGGAGGUCUGCCAAGCCAAGCUUAUGAAGAAAUCAUUCGUUUAGGUGGUCUGGAAAGUGAGAAGGCGUACCCUUACAAGGGUAUGUGGAGUGAUAAUUGUACCUUUGAUAGGUCAAAGGUCGAGGUAUACAUCAACAGCUCUGUCAACAUCUCAAAAGAUGAAGGAGAUAUGGCAAAGUGGCUAGCUAAGAACGGACCCAUCUCCAUUGGUAUUAACGCCAACAUGAUGCAGUUCUACUUCGGAGGCAUAUCUCAUCCGUAUAAGAUCUUUUGCGAGCCAACAAAACUUGAUCAUGGGGUAUUGAUUGUUGGAUACGGUGUCAAAAGCGAUAAACCUUAUUGGAUUGUCAAGAACAGUUGGGGAGAUGAUUGGGGUGUGAAGGGAUAUUACUUGGUGUACCGUGGUGACGGUGUCUGCGGCCUUAACCAAAUGUGUACAUCGGCAGUGAUUGAGUAACGCAGAUCCGAUCGACACCAGAUGCAUUAACAAAACCAAAAUAUCUCCCGAGAAAACUCAACAAUAAAGAGUAUCUUUUAUAGCAAGAAAAUAUUGUACGGAAAG
Anneissia japonica is the source of this 1567-nucleotide messenger RNA. Its product is annotated as cathepsin L-like. Gene Ontology annotation, cellular component: lysosome. Bases 62 to 1462 code for a protein of 466 amino acids. The transcript has 11 exons. Gene Ontology annotation, molecular function: cysteine-type endopeptidase activity; cysteine-type endopeptidase inhibitor activity. The record is from RefSeq and is a predicted model, not a curated record. NCBI's taxonomy places the organism in Eukaryota, Metazoa, Echinodermata, Crinoidea, Comatulida, Comatulidae.